ACGUCUCGUUGCCUUUUUGCCUCGACACCUCGACAUCUCGCUGCCAACGCCUCGGCGCUACCCUGUGCUAAACAUUAUAAUGUUGCCCGCUGCUAGCUCGGACAUGCACGGAGCGCCCCGGGUUCGGCGCAAUGUCACACAACUUCCUCUCCGUCCCUAGAGCCACCUACCGGCCAAAUCGCGAUCGCAUACCCUCGUAUUUCAAGCUAACGACUCAAACGCAUAACCGCAGAGACAGCGAGAGGGAUGCUAGAACAUAUGGCGAGGAAGACUUUCCCCUCGAAACGCUCGCUCCGCCACAGGCGCUCGAACCGAGCCCGACAAUGACGUUCGAUGAUGAGAUAUCUGCAUUAAUCAUCCAUUUCCACAACAUGCAGUCUCAGGCGACCACUGGAGAGUCCCGGUACCGGAUUGUCCACCGUCGUCCCUCAGUCAAAACUCUCCUGGACUUCGGCCCAAAGCAUUGCAUGAGCAACCUACGAACGAGGAGUGGCACCACGGUAUCUACGGAGAAGCCUGAUAUCCGCUGGAUACAUCUACCUGCGAAUAAAAUGUCUUGGGUCGAGAAACUCAUGGAGCGUAUCUACUCCCCCGACUUUUCGGUUGUGUCCACUAGUCAGAAGCCUGCCUUGCUUCUGUCUCCGGAGUAUUGGAUCAACCGGCAAGUGGAGAGUGCUGGCCCGACAACGCGACACAUGCGCCCAUUCUAUGCCCCUGUGGUUGUUGCGGGUCAAGACGAAAAGCCUACUACAAACCAUGUCCUUUUUAUGCCAUAUGUUCAUUGGGAUACUGCCCAUAAGCUCGAACGGCGGAACAAGUGCAUUGACAUCGCAGUAGAAGGCAAGCCGGUCACCGCCAGGCCGUCGCUGGACAUUCUUUCGCUUUAUUCUGAAGUAUCUGUCGAAGAACACGAGUCGAAACGAAUAAAUCAGAAGAACAGCCAGGCAGACGACCCAUCAACCGUCUUGACACGAUAUGAGCUGGAGACUCGUCGAUAUCGCCGUCUGUUUACAGUCGAUGAGCUUAUCCUCUUGGCCUACCUUAAUGUCCUUUCGUCGAUUCAUCCGCGCCGCACGCUGGAUCACUCGCGCUAUCCUACUCUUGAAGGAGACGAUAUUAACACUCGAGACAGAGAUCAAGUGGUAUUUCGGCACACAAAGUCCAUGGGGCUGAAGCCGCGAUUGAUGAUGGUGGAUCAAUUGUGGAUGUGGAUCAUCGAUGACAAAACUGUUGUGACGGCUUUUCCAAGGAGGUGGAAAGAUGCUAGUGAGCCGGCCUUCGACUGAUCCGACGUGCAAGAGCGAGUCAUGAUGGACCUGGCUUCUAACUCCACC
This is a messenger RNA of Trematosphaeria pertusa, 1334 nucleotides long. RefSeq lists its product as uncharacterized. The record is from RefSeq and is a predicted model, not a curated record. Gene Ontology annotation, molecular function: cobalt ion transmembrane transporter activity; nickel cation transmembrane transporter activity; magnesium ion transmembrane transporter activity. Bases 132 to 1286 code for a protein of 384 amino acids. NCBI's taxonomy places the organism in Eukaryota, Fungi, Ascomycota, Dothideomycetes, Pleosporales, Trematosphaeriaceae. The transcript has 5 exons.